Messenger RNA from Prorocentrum cordatum, 1638 nucleotides. NCBI's taxonomy places the organism in Eukaryota, Dinophyceae, Prorocentrales, Prorocentraceae. The record is from the annotation of a GenBank genome assembly.
GGCGAGGGCAUCGGCUACAGGUCGGAGCCCCCGAGCACGAAGGCGCUCAGGGAGCGGCUGCUGCACUGCCUGGCCCUCGUCCACGUGUUCCAGGCUGCCCCUCUGGCGUGGCCCAGUUCUAGGGCGGCGGACAUCGGCAGGGUCAUCCACGUGAUGUGCCCCAUCGGCAACUGCUACGCCACGGUGCUGACGACGAGGGCUGAGAAGGAGAUGGCGGCGCCGAAUGACUUCGGCUUUGCCCCGGGGCGCUCUCGGGAUGGGGCUCCGGUGGUCACCGCAGUGGUGGCCGAGCGGGCGGCGCGCUUCGGCUUCGCGGCGAUCACGAGCUUCAAGGACUUGAGCAAGGCGUUCCAGUGCCCGCCCGUGGGCGACAUGAUGCGGGGCCUGGAGGGCUUGGUGCGCGUGGAGGACCACCCCAUUGUGGCGCGCAGGGUCCUCGACUACCACUGCGAGGUCGAGACGGCCGAGGGGGUGCUGCGCAUGAAGACUAACUGGGGCGUGCUCAUCGGCGACUCGAUCGGCCCUCCGCUCUUCCUCGAGGCGUUCACCAGUUGCGACCGAGCGACGUCCGUCGUCGCGGGCGCCGUGCUGGACCUCGGCCUCACGAAGUUCGCGGAUGACCCCUGCAAGCGCUUCGUCUCGUGGUGCCACGACGCGGUGAUCAAGAAUCGCAGGGCCUCGGAGGAGCUGCUGGACAGGUUGCUGGAGCCGCGCGGGUUCCAGCAUAACAUCUCCAAGCAGUGCGCCAUGCGCGCCUUCCGUGGGGUUGGGGCCGGGGCCUGGACGAGGGCCUUCUUCGCGGGCCGGCUCGGCGUGAGGGGCAACUGCUCGACGGUCGCCCGCUACCUGGGCCCGAUGCUGCACUACCAGGGCGGCCUGGCGACGGAGAUCAGGGCUCGCGCGGCGGCGGCCACGCGGGGCUUCGCGGACAGGGGGCGCUUCUGGAAGUCUGAGACCUCCGUCGAGGUGGCGCAGCAGGUCUUCCGCUCAAAGGCGUUGGGGGGCUACCAGCACAGGGCCAUGCCCUCCCAGGUCGUGCGCCAGCUGCUGCAGAUGGCGGACAUCGAGACCGAGCUGCGCGCGGUGAGGCUCGGGCUCAUGAAGUGCAUGGUGCGCCAUCCUGGGGAUCACGAGAUGGAGCUCACGGCGCUGUUCGGCCAGCUGCCCUGCGUGCUGCAGCCCGCGCUGGGCGAGGACGGCCGCUUGGGCGAGGGGGCCUCGGCGCUCGCGAGGCUGAUGGUGGACGACUUGAAGCGGCUCUUGCACGCGUCAGAGCGCGUGGACCUACUGGAGGCGCGGGGCGAGCGCCCCCUCGUGCUGCUGCAGGGUGCUCUGCGUGAUGAGGUCCUUCAGCUCGACCCUCGUGUGCUUCGGGUCCGCGGAUGGGCGGCGCAGUGCCCGCCGUCGCGAGAGGUGCCCGCGGCCGUGCGGCAUCGCUGGUGGACACUUCAUGGCGACCGUUUUCGCUGUGCACGUGAGCCGCCUGGCCUCAUCGACAUCGGUGACUUCGAGUUCGCGUGCCAGGGGCCCUGCGCUGAGGGCCUGUGCGGGGCCGCCUUCUGUUCGGAGCGAGCCCUGCUGUGGUGCAAAAUCAGCUCUCACAAGUAUCGGGCGAUCGAGUCUUCCUUGUGCGUGUAG